AUGGGAAGAGCUCCGUGUUGUGAGAAAAUAGGACUCAAGAGAGGGAGAUGGACUGCCGAGGAAGAUGGGCUCCUUACUGACUAUAUCCAAACCAAUGGUGAAGGUUCUUGGCGGUCUUUGCCUAAGAAAGCUGGACUGUUGAGAUGUGGAAAAAGCUGUAGACUAAGGUGGAUAAACUAUUUGAGAAGGGACUUGAAAAGAGGAAAUAUAACAGCCGAGGAAGAAGACACCAUCGUCAAGUUGCAUUCCCUUCUCGGCAACAGAUGGUCGCUUAUUGCAACACAUCUACCAGGAAGAACAGACAACGAAAUUAAAAACUAUUGGAACUCACAUCUCAGCCGCAAAAUCUACGCUUUCACUGCGGUCACCAAAGAUGGGCAGAGUCUAAACGUCGAUGAUUUAUUAGCCCUAAAUAAAUCCGCUUCUUCUUCCUUGGGAGCCAAGAACACGAACAAGACCAAGAAGAAGAAAGGAAGAACUAGUAGGUCAUCCAUGAAGAAACACAAGCAAAUGGUGACGGCCUCACAAUGUCUCCCGCAACCGAAAGAGCUAGAGAGUGAGAUCAGUGAGGAAGGGAACAAUGUUAAUCUCGAAGGAAAGUCUUUGGGGGCAUACGAGUGGUUGGAUGGUGAGAUAGAGCGGCUCAUGAGUAGUUUCGUCUGGGAAAGUACUAGUGAAGAGGCUGUGACUAGAGUGAAUGAUGAUGACUCUGAUCAGAACAAGGUGUGUGAGAGUGGGGACAAUAGUAGUUGUUGUGUGGAUCUGUUUGAGGAAGAGCAGGGAAAGCUUGGUAACCUAGAGGUUGAUCACAAUAUGAAUAUGGAGAAAGACAUAGAGGGGAGUGUUUUGAAUUCGAAUGCAAAUGAAAAUAGUGAUAAAGAAUGGUGGGUUGGUCUGUGUGAUUCUUCAGAAGUUGGUUUUGGGAUUGAUGAUGAGCUGCUUGGUUGGGAGUUUCAAAGUGGUUUGGAUUGUCAAAGUGAUGAUCUCUGGGAUCUCUCAGAUUUUGGAGAAAUACUGCAAGUGGAUAGCAAAUGA
This is a messenger RNA of Eruca vesicaria subsp. sativa (arugula), 1035 nucleotides long. Lineage: Eukaryota; Viridiplantae; Streptophyta; Magnoliopsida; Brassicales; Brassicaceae. The record is from the annotation of a GenBank genome assembly.